AUGCAGCAUCGGAACGAGUCGUAUGAGAACCUAGUCGCCCCCAGUCCAAUCGUUCCAACCUGUCGACCGAGCUCGCAGCUAUCCAGGCGAGGACACCGCAGCAUGUCCGCCCUCACGAACGGAGACCCCCAGCGGCCCGAAACGCCCGCGAGUCAAAUCAGAAGUGAAACCGUUCCCGAGUUAGUACAAUUGUUCCAGUCUCAGAAUGACUCUCCCAAUGGCAACAUCCAAGGCUUGGGGGCCCGCGAUUUCUUGAAAGCGGGCCACCGGCGCUUACGGCAGCUCGCUCAGCGUCAGAAAAAACCAGUAGACCCCAAGACCAAGGCCGAGGAGGAUUCUCGUCAAUUGCUGGCGCUGCAGCAGGCGGGGUUUCUGCCGCCGCCUAAACCGAAAAGAUCCGAGGCCAAGCAGAGUCUGGACUCAACUGUUUCGAGCUCGAAUUUGAGCUUUAAGUCGAGUUCACGGCGCGAUGUGGAGCGCAUUGGACAGCCGUGGCUGGAUGAUCCGUUGGAGAGAUUGGAUACUCGGGAGACGAAGGAUGGUCGCAUGUCGUCGAUUGAUAUCAGAGACCUGAGGUCGCUGGUGGAGGCUUCGGUCUCGCUUUCUCAGUUUGAGGAUGGGAACCCCCCACCUUAUCAGCCGCCUACCCAACCAAGCAGUAUUGCAGGCGAUGACUACGUUACUGUUUCUAAGCCAGGUGAUGCUGGUGCCUCGGGGGUGAAGAACAAGGAACAAGAGACUGGCGGGUCUCGAAAAGAUGGGACGGAUGCUCCUCCCAAGAUUCCAAACCCCCAGCUGGCUACUGGCUCCGAUUCCAGGCCAUCGUCUGCCGUGCCGAAUACUGCUAUGGAUGUCAGCAACAAGCCCACUGAGAAACCUCAGGAGCCCAAGCCAAUCGAGUCCAAAGACGCUAGGAACAAGUCAGCGCGUAAUUCAACUUCAUCCAACACAUCUGCGUCGUCACAGACCCCGGCACACACGCUCAAACUUUUCCCUGACCCUAUGCCCCCACGUGUCUCGAGCAAAGGAGCCUGGCGCAUCUCGGGCACUCGCCCACCAAACAGGCCUCUCCCAGUCACUCCUGAAACCCGAGUACUUCGGCCGGAUGACAAGGCCUCCACGGCCAAACCAAGCGGUGAUACCCAGAGACUCUCUCACAGCACCCCAACCACACAUCCCUCUAGCGAUACUUCAAAUGGCUCGAGCCCCGAUUCUUUGGCACUACCCACCAAGCUUAUCGGGCUUUCGGCAGCCAGUCCCAUCCACGAAAAGUUUCCCCGUCCGCUAACGAAUCGUCGACCCGCGUCCCUGCCAUUGGGUGCCAUCAAUGCAUUCCCUCUCCCUGCGCCCACACGACCGCUACCUCUUCUGCCAGAGUCUCUUGCGGGUAUCAAUGCGGAUCGAGAACGAAACACUGCUGCUGGGCAACGGUUGUCCCAAUCUAAACCCAAUACCUCAGAUUCCCGGUCAUCCGAAGAAGUCUCCGGAGCCAGCUCUAAGGGGAGUAGCACCCAGUCUGGAGUGAAAGAGAGCAAAGAUGCGGCUGCCAUGAUGCAAAAUUGUACUUCCAAAAGCUCUUCAAAACAUUCCGACUUUAAGGAGCUGGUCAGAACUGGACCCAGUCGAGCGGAGAGGGUGCGGGCAUUGAAAAUGAAGGAUAUGUCUGCCAGCCGUCUUUAUCUUAAGGGCGGAGAUAAGAGUUCAAAUGACGAUCAAUCGUCCAAGUCUUCUCGACCACCCACAGAAUCAUCACGGAAAACUGGCGGAGAAUCCAUCGAUUCUCGUCUGAGCGAAGCCAACUCUCAAUCGCCACCCCUCUCUCCUCUGCUCUCCCAACUACCUAAUUUCCCCAUCAGCAAUAACACCACCGGCAAACGCGUCUGCAGCUCGCCUGCACUCUCGAACGGAAGAGACGAACGCUCAUCGCAGCCCGAGUCUAACCGCGCCUCGCGAGGUUGUCGCAGCAGCAGCGCACAAAGCGCAGAUGUCAUCCACGAGGACUUGCCCAUGGGGCAGAGUCCGGCGGAUCGCGCCGAAAGCCCUCUUCCCUCCUCGGAGGACGAAUGCGUGAGCGGCAGCUCGCACAAAGGCAACCAGAUGCGGCCCCUCUCUUCGCAUCGACAGUCCAGGCCGGCUCCUCUCUCUGUAGGCGAGCCUGCCACCCACCGCGCACGACACUCCAAGAAGAAGCUGCUACACGAGCCCAACGGGCCCUCGACUCCUCGGAGCCGCAGGAUCCGCGGGGUCGAGAAGUCCUCGCCGCAGUCCCAGUUCUCCCAGAGUACCUACUACUCUCAGGACUCACGGGGCAGUCGGCAUCGUGCGUAUGCCAUGAACCUAGAAGGACGCAUCGCGCAUCUUGAGCGCCAGAACAAAAUCCUUCAGGCUGCUCUCUUGGCCGCACUGGAUGUCGAAGUCAAGGAGAACCUUGAAUCUCUGCUCAGCGGCUCGACUACCUCAUUGUCUGCGUCUGGCACCGGCCGGACUUACUCGACCACGACCAACUCAUCUGGCGCGGACGAGCCUCGACGCAGCAAGAAUAGAGAACAGUCUUGCUAUCUCCAGGAGAGCUGGAUCGCUAGUCCCGGAUCCAGUCGACGAGAUAGCUACGGGUCAACCGACGACGGUGCCAAUGUCCGCGAGUUGGAAGACAUGAUCGAGGACUUUGAUUUUGACUGGAUCUUAGAUAAGUCUAGUGCCGAGAGACAACCGGCCAGCCGGGGCUAA
Molecule: messenger RNA, 2727 nt
Organism: Aspergillus affinis
Lineage: Eukaryota; Fungi; Ascomycota; Eurotiomycetes; Eurotiales; Aspergillaceae
Exons: 2
Coding region: 1-2727 (908 amino acids)
Source: RefSeq, a predicted model, not a curated record